GCGUCAUCCACAUGAGCCGACACGGAACUAGCAGAGAGCUGCCCGACCCGUUAGUGAUGGUGGUGAAGACAUCUCCAUAAAUGCCCCUUUAACCGCAUCUCCGCAGGGGGAUUAUAGCACCACAGCAUGGCGAGGAUCUCGGUGAACUACAUCCUACUGUGCGGACAGUUCCUGCUGCUGCUGACGGUGUUAUUUCUACAAUGUCUGGAGGGGAUUCACUCCCACAACUCGACCACCGCUGCAGCGGUAGACGCAGCAAACGCGACGCCCGGAGCGACCGCAUCCGCCGCCGCCGCCUCUGCCGCUGCCUCCACCGCGCUGCCACCCGACAAUACGACGACCCCCGUCCUGGCAACGGACCGGGGCAUCAACAACACGGAGUAUGAGUACCGACCCCCGUCCCCGGUGGUCCUCUGCAGCUUUCUGCCGGAUGAGUUCGUCCACUGCCAGGACCCUGUGGACCACGGCCUGAACGCCAGCGCCUUCCAGGAGCUGGGGCACGGCUGCCUAGGGUGGGGGGGCCAGACCCAGAAGGAGGUGAACCUCACGGAGGUGAUCUGCAUGGCGCUGGAAAACAUUGAGUGUGCCGGGCCCCGGGAGUUCCGAAGGGGCAACGUGCCCUGCAUCAAGUACACAGGCCACUACUUCAUCACUACCCUUCUGUACUCCUUCUUUUUGGGGUGCUUCGGCGUGGACCGCUUCUGCCUGGGCCACACGGGCACGGCGGUGGGCAAGCUGCUCACCUUGGGGGGGCUGGGCAUCUGGUGGUUCGUCGACCUCAUCCUGCUCAUCACCGGCGGCCUAAUGCCGAGCGACUACAGCAACUGGUGUACCUACUACUGAAGGCCGGUCGCCGACGUCGCCAGCCCCUUUGACACGUCCCUGUAAACCAGCCCCAACUGUCCCCAUAAACCAACUCCCAGCAGUCCCUGUUAACAACCCACCCCCUCCAUAAACCAUCUCUCAACUGUCACGGUAAACCAGACCCAUUGGUCCCUAUAAAGCAGACCCAUUAAAGCAGACCCAUUGGUCCCUAUAAAGUAGACCCAUUGGUCCCUAUAAAGCAGUCCCAUUGGUCCCUAUAAAGCAGACCCAACAGUCCCUAUAAAGCAGACCCAUUGGUCCCUAUAAAGCAGACCCAUUGGUCCCUAUAAAGCAGACCCAACAGUCCCUAUAAAGCAGACCCAUUGGUCCCUAUAAAGCAGACCCAACAGUCCCUAUAAAGCAGACCCAUUGGUCCCUACAAAGCAGACCCAUUGGUCCCUAUAACCCAACCCUAACUGUCCCUCUAAUCCAGCACCAGGUCCUGUUAACCAAUCCUAAAUGUCCCUGUUAACCACCCACGACUGUCCCUGUUAACCAACCCUACCUGUCCCUGUUAACCACCCAGAACCGUCCCUGUUAACCGUCCCUGUUAACCACCCAGAACUGUCUCCAUGAACCAUGAAGCCAGGGUAGUGUGGGGAGGAAGCUGUUUCUUAACACUCCAGCACUUUCAGCUUUUCUUUUAAUUGUGUUCCUGCGCUGCACCCCAGCAGACUGUAUCUGAGCUGCCACAGAUGUCUGGCGGUGUUGGGAGGACUCUGACGCUCUUCUUGUUUGGUUUCAGUCCAAGCCAAGCCUCCCUGCUCCGCUGGUUGUGUUCUGUGUAUAUAUUGUCACUGGCAGGUAGUGACGCACCCAAAGACAUCACUCACAGACCCACGCUUUAGUGUGUGUGUGUGUGUGUGUGUGUGCCCGUGUGCCCGUGUGCCCGUGUGCCCGCCUGUCACUGGAGGCCAGAAGGUGUUGCUUCCAGCAGUGGAAUGAUAUCAAACCCUGAUGGAAGCCAAGCCCGUGAACAUGUCUGAACUCGCAACCACGUAACGGCCCCCCCGGGCUUCUGAGAGCAGCCGAGUUGUAAAUGCUUUGCUCCAAACUGUACUCUCCUUUUACAUGACCCCUUUCUGCCAAGACGAAUCCAUCAGUACCGUUGUAGAUAAGACGAUAAGGAUGAAAGCCAAGUUGAGCUUUAUUUUUCUCUACGUAUCCAGAGUUGGGUGAACCCAUGCUAACUCACUGUAGCUCACUGUGUAACAGUUAGCCUUAUUUCCCUCAGUAGGCCGUAGGUCCCAUCAACAAGAGAGAAAUGUUGUCAAGAAACACCUUGAAUGUUACCACAUUCAUAUAUAUACAAACCGAUUGGCUUGAAAUGAUUUUUCAUCUUUAGGAUCAGCCUCGUCUUUCCUGCAGCAGGUUAGGUGAUGGGCUGACAUUUCCCCUAUGGACUCAACCCUUACCAUGGCGUGCUUGAUUCGGUGACACGUUAUCGAGUUUCCAGGUGGACCACUUGAUGUCCAUUUUAUCCACUUCAUGGGACGAAAUGAGUCCAUGAGCUGCCUCAAACCGGAUCGAACCACCCUUAACGGCACCCAUGGGUCUGCCCCUCCACAAGCACCCAUCUGAAGACUUUCACGGUGGCCCAAGAAAGCCAUGUAAAAAAGUUACGAUGUAUAUAAAGUUCCUCGCCGUUCGUUUGGAUUUGUUAUUGCCAUGUUUCAGGUUGUUUGAUUCGGUUGGUUAUUGUGUGUGAAAUAGGAGCCAAGUCACCAUUAAACAUUCAUGUCCUGAAA
Molecule: messenger RNA, 2612 nt
Organism: Gadus morhua (Atlantic cod)
Lineage: Eukaryota; Metazoa; Chordata; Actinopteri; Gadiformes; Gadidae
Gene: tm2d2
Product: TM2 domain containing 2
Exons: 4
Coding region: 127-843 (238 amino acids)
Source: RefSeq, a predicted model, not a curated record